UAGAUAAAUAAACCAAAGCCUUCCUCUUCUUCGUCCUCAUCCUCCUCCAACCAUGAGUUCUUAUCACUUACUAUUUUCUCUCAUUCUCGCAAUUUUUGUCGUUAAUUCCUCUGCAAAUCAAGGCACUGCCACAUAUUAUGCCCCUCCAUAUACCCCUUCUGCAUGCUACGGAAAUCAGAAUGAAGGGGUGAUGAUUGCGGGAGCGAGCGAUGUGUUUUGGGACGACCGAGGCGCGUGCGGGAGUUCUUACAAGGUGCGGUGCAUUGGCGCGGCCAACGAUGUGCCCCAUCCAUGCACUGGCGCAGAAGUGGUGGUGAAGAUUGUGGAUUAUUGUCCUCCGCCCUUCUGCAAUGGCACCAUCAAUCUGUCCCAAGACGCCUUUCGUGCCAUUGCUCUGCUCAAAGCUGGCAAGAUAAUGGUCUCCUAUGACAGAGCCUAGCACACGGUUGGGCGAUGUAUCGAACCAAUAAAGGCUCAUCAUAUUCAUACAUAAUAAUUUGCGACUGAAACAAGUUUGGAGGAGCUAUAAUCCAUAUCUUUUGUCUGUUAUUUCCGGCAAAUAUAUUGCUUC
Phalaenopsis equestris is the source of this 571-nucleotide messenger RNA. Its product is annotated as EG45-like domain containing protein. Gene Ontology annotation, cellular component: cell wall; apoplast. The transcript has 3 exons. The record is from RefSeq and is a predicted model, not a curated record. The coding region runs from base 53 to 439 and encodes 128 amino acids. Gene Ontology annotation, biological process: systemic acquired resistance. NCBI's taxonomy places the organism in Eukaryota, Viridiplantae, Streptophyta, Magnoliopsida, Asparagales, Orchidaceae.